AUGGCCAUCUACAAGAGAAAGAUCACUGUCGAUGACCGUGCCAUUACAUCCGGUGUCAAUUUGACCUUGAGACAGUCCCUGCUUCCCAAUGCAUUGGUCACUAUCCUUUUCUUCCUCUGGGGAUUUGGCUACGGCUUGCUUGAUACUUUGAAUUCGCACUUCCAGACCACCCUCAACAUUACCGCCAGCAAGUCCAGUGGCCUGCAGGCUUCAUAUUUCGCAGCAUACUUCAUUUGCCCGUUGACUAUUUCGGGAUGGAUCGUUCGCCGAUAUGGAUUCCGAGUAACUUUCAUGACCGGUCUUGCCGUUCUUGCCGUUGGAUGUCUCCUCUUUUGGCCGAGUGGAGUGAAGAGGUCAUUUGGAGGAUUCUGUGGUAGCAUGUUUGUUGUGGGUGCCGGUUUAUCUACACUAGAGACUGCAGCAGAUCCAUUUCUUGCGAUCUGCGGACCCCCGAAGUACAGCGAGGUUCGACUGAACCUGGGACAAGCAGUUCAGGGUGUUGGGACUUUCGUCGCUCCACUUUUGGCCUCUCGAGUCUUCUUCGCUAACACCGUGGACACAAAUGCUGGGUUGAAGAACGUUCAAUGGACCUACCUCGGGGUGGCCUGCUUCGUCGUUUUGCUAAUCAUCCUCUUCUGGCUUGCGCCUUUCCCCGAGAUUACCGAUGCUGAUCAGGAGGCACUCGAAGGACAGAUUGAUCAGAACGAGAAUGUGGGCCCAUUCAAGAAGCAAACCAAUCUCUUCCUUGGUAUCUGGAGUCAGUUCUGCUACGUUGGAGCGCAGGUCGCCGUGGCUGGAUACUUUAUCAACUUUUGCGAAGAGUCUGGUCGUGACUCUGCCACCAGUUCCGACUUGUUGGCUGUGGGGCAGGGUCUCUAUGCCGCUAUGCGCUUCAUUGCCAGUGGCCUUAUGAUGAUGAAAGCGUUUAAGCCUCGAUACAUGUUGAGUUUAUACCUGGUUCUUUGUGUUGUUUUCUCGAUAGUCGCCAUGACGACCCAUGGCACGACCUCCGUGGCCAUGAUUAUUCUCGUCCUGAGUUUCGAGUCUCUUUGCUUUGCCACCAUCUUCAGUCUUGCGCUUCGUGGCUUGGGUCGCCACACCAAACUCGGCGGUUCCAUGCUUGUGGCCGCGAUCUCCGGUGGCAUGGUCUUUCCCCCGAUGAUGGGCGCCAUCGUGACCAGAGUAAAUGCCCAUACCGCCAUGGUAAUCCCUAUGAUAGGCUACAUUCUCGCGUUGGUCUUCCCGAUCUACGUGAAUAUAUACAAGAAGGAUACCAUGGAUCUGCAUCGCAACACGGAGAUCAACGUCACUGCCCAGAUGGACAAAGAGCUUGCGCUGGAGGAAGGUGUUCCAGGCAAGCCCACUGUCGCAAAUGUGUAG
Penicillium cinerascens is the source of this 1380-nucleotide messenger RNA. RefSeq lists its product as uncharacterized. Bases 1 to 1380 code for a protein of 459 amino acids. Gene Ontology annotation, biological process: transmembrane transport. The record is from RefSeq and is a predicted model, not a curated record. Lineage: Eukaryota; Fungi; Ascomycota; Eurotiomycetes; Eurotiales; Aspergillaceae. Gene Ontology annotation, molecular function: transmembrane transporter activity. The transcript is spliced from 8 exons.